AUGGAACCCACCCACUUUCCCUACGACGUCGUCUCAGCAUUCAAGCGCGGAGAGGUUCAGUCAGAUUGUGCGACUGUGAUUUGGGGACAUGUAUAUCCUUUUGUCGUUGAGACGAUGCUAUUCACUUUUGAACUUGUUCUAGCAGGAAACAUCGUCUGGAAACAUAGGACAAACCUCAAGACAGCCUCACGUCACGACAUCUGUCUGGUAUCGGUCACCGUCGCGAUGCUCGGUUUAUUAUCGGCCUACUGGGCCGUCGACAUGUACAAGCUUCUCGGACUUGCAACACCGACGCUCAACGACCAUGGCGUCGCGCUCGCCCAUCUCGUCAUAGCUUACUCAAUUUUCUUACUCGGAGACUGCAUAGUGCUGUGGCGCGCCUACGUUCUAUACGGUCGACCUCGUUGGCUCAGAAUAACAACCAUCGUCUUGGCGGUCGUGUUCACGGGGCAAUAUAGCGCCUUCGCGGCGCUCCAACUUCCGCUACUCGGGCGGAUAGCUAACAUAGGACCCAACCUGAUUGCCACGCUGUUGAUCGCGUACAAAACCUGGGCACAUUGGAGGGAUGUUCGCCGCUUCUCCGGUGAUUCCGACGCUCUCGCAAUCCUACUCGUCAUCAUCGAAUCUGGCUUCUUCUACUCUGUCAUGCCGAUAUUGGAGGCUGUCCUGGCUCUCGUGAUCAGCGCCGCUACCGCACAUUGGUUUGCUUGCAUACUCACGCCGCUCUUUGCGAUGUAUCCGACACUGGUGGUCGUGCUCGUAAGAACCCGGCGAACGAUGCUUGAGCGCAGCGCAAUAGCCUCGUGUGCCGCUGAAACUAUGCAGUGGGAGGUACACGUACCUGACAGCGAGCGAGGUCGUGAGGAUUCACGACCACAUUCGAGCUCCUGA
Messenger RNA from Peniophora sp. CBMAI 1063, 891 nucleotides. The record is from the annotation of a GenBank genome assembly. NCBI's taxonomy places the organism in Eukaryota, Fungi, Basidiomycota, Agaricomycetes, Russulales, Peniophoraceae.